Molecule: messenger RNA, 1836 nt
Organism: Iphiclides podalirius (scarce swallowtail)
Lineage: Eukaryota; Metazoa; Arthropoda; Insecta; Lepidoptera; Papilionidae
Source: the annotation of a GenBank genome assembly
AUGUUCCGUCUACUUAUGUAUGAUUUCGCGGGCGACAGGUUUGGUGAUUCAUUGGCUGAACAAAGUCUCUUUGUUUGUUGGGAGUGCGCUGCAUUACUGAAGAGGUUCAAUAAAUUCAAGAAGAGGGUCCAUGCAGCACAGGAGCACUUCAGGGUCCUCAGUUUGAGCAGUUCCCAAGAGACGACCGACCACACGUACCUCUCGCAGUCGCUGUCGACCCUGGAGUCGACCAUCAACCAGGGCUACGACAAGAUCUACUUCGACUGCACGUCCAAGGCGGACGCAGAGUGGCCUACACGCUACAUAGCUAUCAGCACCACAGACAACAUAAAAGACGAGAAGUACGACAUAGCGCACAUAGUGAAGGAGAACAUCAAUUUGGAGCUGGACGAGAACCUCCUUAGCGGUAUAGUCCUUGAGAGCCCCUCGACCGUGGUGUCGCCCCACAUCGUGAUAAACGCCGAGCCCUUAGUGAACCAGGGAACGUUAAAGGAAGGCGAUGCUUACGUGGUGCCGGACAUCACAGUCAGGACCGUGGCGGAGAACAGCAUGGACCUGGUGCUGCAGCAGGGCACCGUUAUUCUUGAGUCGGACGAGGAGAGGCCCGACUUGAAGGCUGGAUAUAUUACGGAGUACAUGAACGAGGAUGAGAUGCUUGCGUUCAGGGAGGAGGCCAAGCAGAAGGUCCAGUACGCCAGCGCCGUCUACAAGUGCGAACUCUGCAUCCUGGGCUUCUAUAACCAGCAGCAGGUGGAGGAGCACUACGUCACCGUGCACAAGGCCCGCGACGGCGCCGCCCCGUGCAAGGUGUGCUUCGCGUACGUGCCGGAGGCGCGGCUCGCCUCGCACGCGCGCGCCCACUACGCGCGCCACGUGUGCCGGCUCUGCGGCCGCGCCGAGGCCAGCGCCGCCCUGGCGCGCGCGCACGCCGACGCGCACCGGCAGCGCCGCCAGCCCGCGGCGCUCAUACGCAUCGGCGACGCCGCGCCCGACAAGGGCCGCAGAAAGAAGAAGAAAGAGGAAGCCGAGACACCUAAUCCUGGAACCCAGGAUCUCAGGAAGCUACUGUCCAAGACAACGAUUGUUGGCUACAAGUGCUUGGAAUGUGACAUGUUCUUCAAGAAUUCGCGCGCGCGCAAAAACCACGUGGCGCGCUACCACCGCGAGGGUUUGCAGUGCGACCACUGCAAGAAGCGAUUCGUCAACAGGACCACGUUGGCCACCCAUUUGAGGCUGCACGAGGGCCCGCCGCCGCGCGCCGAGUGCCCCGUCUGCGGCAAGAUGGUGCGCGUGGUGCAGCUCAAGUACCACGUGCAGCGGCACCAGAACCGCGGCCGCUACGAGUGCAGCGACUGCAACAAGCUCUUCUCCCACCUCACCACCUACCACGCCCACCUAAAGUACUCGCGCGCGCACGCCACCGACCAGGUGUUCAAAUUCCCGUGUCCGAUGUGCAACAAGGGCUACCCCACCAAGGAGGCGAUGCAGGACCACUUCAACUACCAGCACCUCGGCAAGACCUCGCACAAGUGCCCAGUCUGCAACAAGCCCAUCGCGUCCAGGGCGAACGUGGAGAAGCACGUGAUGAGGGUCCACGGUGAGAAGAAGGAGCGGCCGAGGAACCACGUGUGCCAGCAGUGCGGGAAGGCGUUCACCGACAAGAAGGCGCUGAACCAGCACGAGGUGAUCCACUCGGGGGAGCGGCCGCUCUCCUGUGACAUCUGCCAGCAGACCUUCAAGCAGAAGGCGUCCCUCUACACGCACAAGAAGAGGGUCCACAACGUGGUGCCCGCCAAGCGGGUGGUCGAGUUCAUGGAGACGAAGAACCCCGAGACG